Molecule: messenger RNA, 5185 nt
Organism: Patiria miniata (bat star)
Lineage: Eukaryota; Metazoa; Echinodermata; Asteroidea; Valvatida; Asterinidae
Exons: 12
Coding region: 288-1868 (526 amino acids)
Biological process (GO): lipid metabolic process
Molecular function (GO): calcium ion binding
Source: RefSeq, a predicted model, not a curated record
GGAAUCAAUCGGACUCAAUACCACAGUGCGAAGAAGUUCUGGUCCAUUGGCGCUCUUUCAGUUUCUGGAAUUUCUGCUGAAUGGUGCGGGAUUUCAUAUAAAAGUAUCACGGCCAGCAACCCGGAUAUUCAUUUAGGUUGGUUUUUGUUCAACCCGGAUUUUGCGACUUCAAUUUAGACAAAUAGUCAUUUUGUCAGUGUUUGUCAGUGUUUUCGAUACUAUUUCGUGCGCUGCCAACACUUAAGUACAAUCGGAGAUCACCUUUCUUACGCACAAACUACACCAUCAUGAUAAGGUCCGAAGCAAAACAAGGAGACGACGGGGGCCUUGGUGUCGAGUCGACCCUUAGCGGCAAGCCAACGAGCCAGCUGCAGUCUCCCGGGGCAUCUUCCGAUGUCGCGCCAUCGGAGAUUCUCACGGCGGAACAGAAAGAGGAAUUUGCCGGGCAUGACUUCUGCUUCGAUAACAUCGUGUUCGAGGGCGGAGGCAACAAGGGAUUGGCGGCAAUCGGGGCCAUUCGGGUCCUUGAGGAGCUUGGCAUAUGGGGAAACAUCAAACGUUUUGCUGGGGCUAGUGCCGGCUCAAUGAUUGCUUCACUGGCGUCUGUGGGAUAUAACUCGCAUGAUAUCGAGACAUUCCUGAGAGGAGAUAUUCAGAAAGUCUUCCUCGAUGCCAGAUUUGGCAAACUCAGCCUUCUUCCUAACAUGCUGACGAAAUACGGCAUGUAUCCGGGCGAGAAGAUCGCUGAUUGGUUCGGUGAGCGAGUCAAAGAGAAGAUGGGCAAUCCAGACCUCACUUUUAAGCAGUUGUACCAGCAAACGAAGAGGGAGCUUUGUAUUACCGUGACCAACCUAAACAAUAUGGACAGCACGUAUUGCCAUGUCAAAACCACUCCCGAUAUGCCUAUCAGACAAGCAGUUCGGAUGUCCGGCUGUAUUCCAGGUGUAUUUUGUCCCGUGAAAGUGGUAAACGGUGAUAAACACGACUACUACGUAGAUGGAGGAGUCCUCUGCAACUAUCCAAUACAUUGCUAUGACGGCUGGUUUUUGUCCAUGAAAAAUGAAGAUUCCUUUAUUCAACGUCUUGGCCUACACGUGGAUGAGCUUUCAAAACUGUGGGAUCCCAACAAACGCUUCUAUCCAAAGAACGAGAAAACAUUGGGGGUCCUACUUUAUGGCGGUGAUGCGAGGGAGAUUAUGAAAGACGAACUGGAGCACCGUUUUGAGGAGCAUAUCAAAUCGACUGAAAAGCUGGACGUCCCUUCAAACACCAAACUGGCCAAAAAGCGGAGAGCUAGAGAGUUGGCGCAGAAAACAGAGGAAAAGCAUACAGCGCUUUUGACAUCGUUUUCCAAGUUUCUCAAGGUGCUUAAUGAGAGUGAUAUCGACCACAGCAAGCCUAUCAGUCAGCAGGAAUUCGAGAUGGCCAUAAACAAGCCAAACUCGGAGUUUACAACUGAAGACAAGAAGCAGCUAUUUGGAGAUGACUUCAGUGACGCCAAGGCAUUUUUCAAACAGCUGGACACCAACGGAGAUGGCGAAUUAACUUUACGAGAGCUGAUGGCGUUCGGAGAAAGUAAAGGCUUGGAGAUUAUGGAACUUUUCCGGGGUUUCAGCCGGCAGAAAAUCACCGGUCUAUCGAGCUACUUCAGCACCAUUUUGGACAGCUUGCUGCUUAAUAUGAAGAGAGUCUUCGUUCAGGGCUCUGACGUGUAUCGUACGAUCGGCAUUAACACCGGUUACCUGGAUACUCUGGACUUCAAGAUGGAGGGCAAGGACCAUAAUUACAUGGUUCAGCAAGGGAAGCUUGGCUGCAUAGCUUUCCUCCGUGGACGCAUUGCUAAGCCAACGUGGGUGCGCAGGACAUGAACAGCACGGCAGAAAACCAUGGUGAAUUGGAAUGAGAGAUUAUUACAGUACAAGUUUGACUUUAGGGAGCUAUCUUAUGAAGCAAGGGCGAUGACACUUAUCAUUGAGUCUAUGAAACGCGGGUGAAUUUGAUCUUGUACAGGUGCUCCUUUAUAAAGACCCAAUCAAAACUUCAAUUUUACGGAAAAUAUCUUGGUUUUUAAGGACUCAAAAGUGUGAUUUCUUUUACAUUCAGGUACAGUUUACCAUGUAAUUCUUUUCAAAGUUAUAUAUUCUGCCUUAAUUCAACCCUAGAGUGUUCAAGUAAAAUAAUUCGUAUUACGGUCACGAUUUAUUGACAGUAAAAUGUGUUUUCUAAAGCACUUAGGGAUCAACAAUGUUGGGAUUCUUGGAUUUUUUUUCUUUCUUUAUAAUUUUUUAUACAUCUUGAAAUGUAAUAUUAAUUUCUCCUCUGAUGAAACUUGUCUUGUUUACGGACGUUUUACAAGAAAUAUUCAGAGUAAGAUAUAAAGGUAAAUUGAAUACUGUGUAUCGACUUAUUCGGGGCGUGUAGUACUGCCAGGUAGCAUUUCUGUACUGUUUUGAUAUACUAUUAACAUUUCAUAACGUUUCACUUUUUCUUUUAAAAAUAAUGAAGUUUAACAACUUUAGAAGUAUAUUGUUUAAACGUAUGAAUAAAAACUAUUCCAAGAGGCAGGAAUACCAUUUUAUGUAAUCUGUAUACAGUGGCUUUUAACAAAACGUUAUUUUACCAACUAGAAACUAGAUGACAAUAUUUUUUUCUACAGAAUGUGUUAAGUCUUUCGUUGGCUUAAGCUGUGUUUACAUUGGACUUUCACCUCUGAUGAAACUUGUCUCGUUUACAGACGUUUUACAAGAAAUAUUCACAGUAAGAUAUAAAGUUAAAUUGAAUACUGUGUACCGAGCUUAUUCGGGGGCGGGUAGUUGGAUUUCUGGUAUUAAUCAUAUUAAAAUUAUAUCAAUAUAAUUAUGCUUUUGAGGGUUUCUUUUAAAUUACACGAAUAAUAUUACCAAAUUUGGUGUUUUCCUCUUUGCAGACGUCUUUUAUAUGUUAACACCUUAAAGUUGUUAUUUUUGUUUUACAAUCACUUAGGAAGAUGUUUACCAUCCAAAUCCCUAUAGCGAACCAUUUGUGUCCGUAAACUGGGCAGGAUAAAGGGCGGAGUAUUUUCUAAUUACGUUUUGGUUGUUUUGUAUAAAUUUACUUGUAUGGUAACAGAUGUCAUUUUACUUGAUGGGUUUAUUUUCUAGUUCUCUUGUCGUAGUUUCAAAAACCAGGCAUGAUGGUUUUCUUAUUUUAAUAGGAGUUGCUUUUGUUCUCCUUUUAUUUCCUAUUAUUUCGUCAACAUUCAGCAUUCUGUUAUGUAGACCUUACACUUUUGCUGGUCAGCGGGACGAUUUUUCCUAUAUCAUGCCUGACAAUCAAUCUUAGCCCAAACGAACAACAGAAUCACGACACAUACUGUGUAUGAAAAGCACAGCAUUUUAAAUCCUGUGAAAUCUCCGCUUUUAAUAUCAUACCAUUGAAUUUUUGAUGAAGUAUUCAAGUAGUACUGCCAGGUAGCAUUUCUGUACUGUUUUGAUACUAUUCUAAUACCAACAUUUCAUAACGUUUCACUUUUUCUUUUAAAAAUAGUGAAGUUUAACAACUUUAGAAGUAUAUUGUUUAAACGUAUGAAUAAAAACUAUUCCAAGAGGCAGGAAUACCAUUUUAUGUAAUCUGUAUAGAGUGGCUUUUCACAAAACGUUAUUUUACCAACUAGAAACUAGAAGACAAUAUUUUUUUCUACAGAAUGUGUUAACUUUUCGUUGGCUUAAGCUGUGUUUACAUUGGACAUUUCAGGGGCGGAUCCAGGAAUUUUUGAGGUUUUUUUCGUAAUUAAGGCACAGGGGUAUAUUAAUAUGCCAGUAUAAUUGUUUUUGGGUGUCAGAGCAGGGGGUGUAGCAUUAAUUUUAAGAACUUCUAUGGACAAUUUUUUGACAGAACUUGGGGGGGUUGACCUCCAAACACCCCCCCCCCCCCUGGAUCCGCGCCUGAAUUUUUUGUAAACUUCGGAGACUAAUGUCAACCUAACAUUAAGUCCAUUGCAUGCAGCAGCUGGUAAACCUCCCAAAAAUGUCAACUGUCAACCGUUGAUUGUAAGUUUUACGCUUUUUGGCGGUAAUUAAGUUUCACAUGGCCAACUGGAAGAAUUACAUUGUUAUAGUACGGCAGAUAGGUGAUGGGAUUGUGCCUUUGUAAUGUGCCUUUGUAAGCAAUGUGGUGCUGCCCUCGCUUGGCUAUGUAUUUUGACAUGUAGCUAUUGUUGUUUGGAAUUCAGCAGUUGCUGCCCUGCCUCGAGUCAAGCAUGUUGUAGGCCCCCCCCCCUACUUUUUGUUGGGUUAAAAUUUCGCUUUUGUUUAUGGUGAGUUGCCUCGUCUUUAAAUUUUCCUCUUUAUUUCCAUGAACUAAGGAGUUGCAAUAGUGUAUUUUGUAGACAGUUUUGAGGUAUAUUUUUGAAGAUUUUGUUGUAUUUUGGACGGAUAUUCUUUUGGGCUGUGUGGUAGGGCCUGGGUGUGUCGGCGUGACAUGGUGGCCAUUUUAGCCCAGUCUUAUUUUUUUGAAUCUUGACUAAGUUUGGGUCAAAAGGCAGUUCUGAAGUAGCUUAAGGAUGUUUUGCAACUCCUUGACAUGGGAUUUAGGGGGAUUGAAAAUGGAUGGCUGAUAUUUUCACAGGUUUUGCUGGCGAGAACUAGUCCGGUUAAUUUUUGACAAUUAUAUUGUGAGUGCAUGUACAUGUCAUUGCAUGUACAUCACGGUACAUGAACAUAGCCUACCUGGCUAUUAAUUUUAAGAGUUUUUCCUAAAUAUUUCUUUUUUGGCUAUUGUGGAAUUUGUCAUUUUGUUUGUGCAUUCCGCAUAAGCCAACAUUUUUGGUUUAUGCAAAUUUGGGCGUGGCUUGGAAUUUCGCUCAGAUCUUUUGUUAAAUGGGGAUUAAUCCCAUUCUAAUUGGUUCUUGCCAGCAGCUGGGUGUUGACAUGUGUAGACGAGUCAAAUGUUGCAUUAUUUUGUUUCUGUAACUAGUAUUUUCUGGUCUGGGUGGUCGCACACCUUCAUUAAGUGUGUAAGUUUCUCUAAAAAUUAAGAAACAAGGAGUUUCACUCUUUUAAUUUGGGAUCUCAUAUAAUUUAACUGAUUGAAACACAUUAUUUUUUUAUUAUGAAAGCGAGUUGCUAAACUGAAGAAAUGAAUUUAUUUUUGUGACCCAAUGCGUAUUUAGAAACUAAUUAAUACAAAAUAAUAAAAAGGGAGCUUC